UUCCUUGUGCAAGAAAAAUUAUCAAACUUGAAAAGCUUCGAUUAGCAAGCACGUCAACAGGAUGUAAUUCACAGUCACAAAAAAUCCCUAUCACUCAACUGAUUCGUUAGUCGUCAUCAUCACCCCAAUCAACCGAAAGCGAAAUUCUCUAUUUAAGCGAGUUCGAAAAUAAUAUUCCACACAUUGAAAGUAAUCGUUUCUUUUCGCGAAGUUGUGAAAUUCAUAAAAACCGAUCACGAUGUGGCCUUUGAAAAACUUUCGGCCACUAUCGAGCUGUAUCACGUUUUCCAUUUUCAUAAUUGUGGUUAGAGGUUCGCCUUUCCAUGCGAAUUUCCAAGAUCACUCUUCAGAUAUAUACGAUUCAAGAUUCGAAGAAACCAGCACCGGAGAUGUCUACAGAUUACCGAAUGAUGUGAUACCAGUUUCUUACGAAUUGAAAAUGGCACCCAAUUUGAAGGAUUUCACUUUCAUUGGCCAAGUCAAUAUAACCGUUCACGUACGGUUUGCAACGAAUCGGAUAAUUUUGCAUAGUAAAAGUCUCACCAUUCAGGACGUAUUGAUACUAGGAGCAGAAGGAUCCUCAGGAAACGCAACGAUUUCGAUACCGACAAAGCAUUCCCUGGAUGAUAAAAAUCAAAUCAUCAUCAUAGAAAGAACAAGUGACAAAUUUAAAUCCGGUUCAAAAUAUAAAGUAUCGAUCAAAUUUAACGGUACGUUGGAAAUAUACGAACGUUCCUACUUCACACCACUUCCUGAAGGAUUUUAUCGGGUUCCUUAUGAAAUAAAUAAUGAAACACGUUGGGUAGCGACUACUCAGUUCGAAGCAACCAGCGCUAGAAGAGCUUUCCCAUGCUUUGACGAAUUUCGUUUCAGGGCUCCGUUCACUAUUUAUCUAGCACGUUCUCAAGAUCACAUCGCUAUUAGUAAUAUGCCCAGUGAAACAGCUAACUUACUACCUGCUGACUCAAUGAGUAACGGUCUUGGAUACGAGAAAUUUCAAUCAACUCCGCCCAUGCCGGCGUAUUUGGUUGCUUUCAUGGUAUCAGAUUUCAAAAUAUUGCAAGAUCCAACUCUAGAUCCGAGAAUAAGGGUGAUUGCCAGACCAAAUGCAAUAAAAAAAGGAUCCUACGCUUUACAACAAGCAACGAAAUUAUUGGCGUUUCUCGAAGGACACCUUGGAGUUCCAUAUCCCUUACCAAAAUUAGAUCUCGUUGCAGUACCAAGAUAUGGCGGUGGAAUGGAAAACUGGGGAAUGACCGUUUAUGGAGAACACUAUUCGAUCUUGGAAAAUGAUAACGAUGAUCAGCAAAAAAUUGGCAUAACUGAAGUUGUGGCCCAUGAAUUGGCUCAUUUAUGGUUUGGAGACCUGGUGACGCCGGCUUGGUUCGAUUAUCUAUGGUUGAAAGAAGGAUUUGCGGCUUAUUUUCAAUAUCUUGCAGCUGAUGGAGUUGAACUUACAUCGAAUCGAGAGAAUUAUUUAGUCAAUGUGGAGAUGAAAAGCUCGUUCGCCACGGACAAGUCUUCCGUCCGUGCACUUACAUGGCCAAUCCGAAAACCUGACGAAGUUUCGAUCUAUUUCGCUUAUGACAGCAGUAUAAUUUACAACAAAGGCGCCAUUUUGAUCAGAAUGUUUGAGCACAUGGUUUCCUCAAAAACAUUCCAAAGCGCUUUGCGUAGAUAUUUACAGGAUGUGCAACAAAAUCACCGCGGAGUAGCAGUGCCCGAAAAUUUAUUCGAUGCAUUCGACAAACAAGUAGAACUCGAUUCGGUGUCACAUCUUCCCCCUCAAGUGCAUGUUUCUGAUAUAAUGGCAACAUGGAGUGAAAAUAUAGGAUAUCCAUUGAUCACUGUAACUAGAAAUUACGAACAGGGAGAAGUUAAAGUAACACAGGCUCCUUACCCACGAAAAUCGAGGACUCCUGAUGAUCAGUACCUAGAACAGAAAUGGAUUGUGCCACUGACUUUUACAACAAAGUCUCAACCGCAGUUUUCAGAUAUUCUAACAACUCAUUGGUCAUUUGCUGAUAAAUCUACAAAACUGACCGGAAUCAAACAUUCAGACUGGAUUUUAUUCAAUUUGAAACGAUCAGCAUAUUAUAGAGUAAAUUAUGACUCGGAAAAUUGGAAACUCAUAAUCGAUCAACUGAUAGAAGAUCGUACAAAAAUACACGAGAUUAAUCGAGCUCAAUUAGUCGACGAUGCGAGCGCUCUAGCAAAGGAUGGAUUAAUCAGCAACGAAACAAUUCGUCAUUUAGAGAAGUAUUUGCGGAAUGAAACAAGUAUUAUGGUUUGGUACCCAGCAUCGCAAUGGUUUUUGGAAAUGAUUUCCGCAGCAACUAACUAUGCAUUGGAGCAAACUCUCAAAAAUAAAUUGAAAGCAUUCCUCGAAGCACCAUUCAAAAAUAUCGGAUGCGAAUCAUCAACGGAUGAUCAACUCGCGAGAACUGCGAAAAAACAAUUUUCAAGGCUUCUAGCAGCAGUUGGCAUAAACGAUUGUUCAAAAAAAUUUUUGAAAAUGUACCAAAAACAUUACAAUAAUCUCAGCAAAAUCCCACCUAAUUUGAAAUCAGCUGUAUUCUGCCAUGCAUUGCGUUAUUCUGAUAAUCCUGGAAAAAAUUUCCAGCAUUUAUGGCAUAACUAUCUGAAAAGUGAUCAAAUGUACGAGAAAAAACGAAUCUUAGAAUCAAUAUUCUCAUGUGUUAAUGACAAAGAAGUAAUUAAAAGCAUAUUAUCAAAAAUGAUCGACCCAGAAAACAAAGAAAUUUCUCAGCAUGAUUUAUCUCUUAUUUCAAAAGAAUUCGCCCCUUCAGAAAAACAAACGGUUACUGCGACAGUUGAAUUCAUCGAUGAAAAAAUGUCCACUUUAGGCAACCUUGAUGAAAACUGUAUCAAAUUUUUGGCCAGUUUACUGCAUCUGAUUGAUUCAGAGAUUCGCACUGAAAAACAAAUGGAGUUGAUCAAGAAGUUGGAAGUUAAAUUCGCAUCUCUGGAUCAAAAGAAAUACUCUGAAUAUGCCAAGAUGGUUAAAAACUUGCGCAUUAAUGCUGAGGAACAAAUUACAUACCAUACUAAUUCUAUGAAACGGUUUUCAUAUGAAAGUUUUUUAUGGGAUGAAACCUUAGCUGUAUGAAAGGCAAACUCAGACCAUCCCUUCUGAUGUUAGUUGAUCUGAGUUUUGUAAUUCUUAAUUAGCUAAUUGGAUUUUACAUUUGCUGCAUAGGUAACUAGACUACCUACUCAUUGAUUUUAUUGAUAUUCAUAAAUUUUCAAUUUAGGAUUAAGUUUGUACAUAUUUUUUUUAUAACCCUAGAUGUAAUAUUUUUUGUUUGCAUAUUCAAAAAUAAAUUCUUCCUGCCCUCUUGGGAAUGGGAAAAAUUUUUAAAUCGUUGAAAAUCGAUACCUAUAGUAGAAAUUGACACUAAAAAAAUACAAUUUUAAAUCACCA
Planococcus citri (citrus mealybug) is the source of this 3445-nucleotide messenger RNA. RefSeq names its product aminopeptidase N-like. The transcript has 13 exons. Gene Ontology annotation, molecular function: metalloaminopeptidase activity; peptide binding; zinc ion binding. NCBI's taxonomy places the organism in Eukaryota, Metazoa, Arthropoda, Insecta, Hemiptera, Pseudococcidae. The record is from RefSeq and is a predicted model, not a curated record. Gene Ontology annotation, biological process: peptide catabolic process; proteolysis. Bases 239 to 3130 code for a protein of 963 amino acids. Gene Ontology annotation, cellular component: cytoplasm.